Messenger RNA from Diversispora eburnea, 1215 nucleotides. The record is from the annotation of a GenBank genome assembly. Lineage: Eukaryota; Fungi; Glomeromycota; Glomeromycetes; Diversisporales; Diversisporaceae.
AUGUCUUUCUCGGAUUUAACUCGAAUUGCGGAAGAUCCAAAUAUUUUAAAAUUGAUUAUGAAAUAUCAUUCGACCGAGAAAUGUUACCUAGUGUUACAGUAUGCCAAAGAUGAUACUUUAAGAACCUAUUUACAAAAUAACUUUGAAGAUCUUGAUUGGAAAACCAAAAUUAAUAUGGCUCAAGAUAUAACAAAUGGUUUAUGUUAUAUGCAUGAAGAAAAUAUAGUCCAUCGAGAUUUAAUAUCAAGUGGAAGACCUCCAGAUUUAGAAAUAACUUCAAUAGUAAUGUAUGGUAAAAGAGAAACACCCAUUAAUGGAAUACCAGAGGGUUAUAUCAAAAUCUAUUCAAAUGCAUGGAAAGAUAAUCCAGAGCAAAGACCAACUAUAGAAGAAAUUCGUGAUUCUCUUAUUAAAGAUAUUCAAUUAGAGAACAUAUAUAAUAGUUCUAACGAAAAUAAUCAACAUAUCCAAAUAGAAGAACCAACUCUUUCUCUUAAUUCUUACGACCAAAACUGGCUCAAUAAUGAACUUAAAAAAUAUGGUUAUAAUUUUUUUGAAAAUUUUGAAGAAAUUAGUGAAAGCAUUCACAAUGCUACACUAAUGAAUGGUAAAAUGGAAGUGACUUUAAAAUCUAUCGCCGUUAAUUCUAUGGAGCUAUUUGUUAAUGAGUACUCAGAUCCAAUGAUUCUUGAAGUAGAGGGAAAAUUUAGCAGAACUAAGGAAUCUGGCAUAUAUAGUGUUGGAAUUUUACUGUGGGAAAUCUCAAGCGGAAAAAUUCCAUAUGAUUCAUAUUGUUGGAAUCAAGACCCUAAUCAACGCCCAAAUAUUGAGAAAGUUAUACAAGAUCUUGAACAUGUUGAAACACUUGAUGGAUUAAUAGACGAAUCAAUGCGCGGUCACGUCGGAAAUAUCAGCGAUGAAAAUUUUGAUCCGUUAUUCUCUUUGAUAGAUCGUAUUGAGGUUGCUGAACACUCUACUAAGUCUUUAAGACGUAAAAAGCAAGAGAAUGCAGAAAAAUUUUCCGACGAAAAAUAUUAUCGUGCUUGGGUAAUAUUUACCAAUGUACUGAAAAAUAUUAAAGACUUUGCUGAAGAUGUAACACAACUGUCAAUGUUUCGAAAAUAUUUAAAUGCUAAUGCCGUUAAAGAAGCAUAUGAUAAAAAUAUUGAAGAAUUUGAUGCUGUUUGCAAAGAUUUGCAAUUUUCAUUUUUAUGA